This is a messenger RNA of Aedes aegypti (yellow fever mosquito), 1711 nucleotides long. It is a transcript of the gene Ykt6, whose product is annotated as synaptobrevin homolog YKT6. Gene Ontology annotation, biological process: endoplasmic reticulum to Golgi vesicle-mediated transport. Gene Ontology annotation, molecular function: SNAP receptor activity. Lineage: Eukaryota; Metazoa; Arthropoda; Insecta; Diptera; Culicidae. Bases 312 to 911 code for a protein of 199 amino acids. The transcript has 3 exons. The record is from RefSeq and is a predicted model, not a curated record. Gene Ontology annotation, cellular component: Golgi apparatus.
AUCUUGCCAUAUUCGUGUGAUGUCACAAAGCUGUCAAGAAUCGAAAUUACUUGUUGGCGAUUUGAGGAAAACUGGGAUAGAUUUCAUUAAAAAUAGUGUAUUCUGCGACAUAGAUAGUGAAUUAUUCUAGCGUAGCAAUUAGCCAACUCAAUUGAUAAUCCCAUUAGUCGUAAUUAUUCGGAAGUGCUACAAAUCGACGAAGCAGCUGGCUGGAGCGAUUUUCUUAGUAGGGGUUUCAUCGCGUAAUAACUUUGAUUAGUUAUUAGCAUCAUCGCCAUCCGGAUCGCAUAAAUCGAUAAACCGGCUAGACAAUGGUAAAGCUGUACGCCGUCAGUGUCUUCUACAAGGCCCCGAACGAAGCCCGACUGUUGAAGUCAGCCUAUGACCUGCAGAGUUUUUCCUUUUUCCAAAGGGGUUCGGUCCAGGAAUUCAUAAGCUUUGCCAGCAAAACCCUAAUCGAGCGUACCCAAGCGGCGGCCCGACAGUCCGUCAAGCAGGACGUCUAUAUGUGUCACGUUUACGUGCGGGCGGAUAAUCUGGGCGCGGUGCUAAUCUCAGACCACGAGUAUCCCCAUCGGGUGGCCCACACACUGUUGACCAAAGUGCUGGACGAUUUCAACGCCAAGGUUGGCAAGGACCAGUGGCCUUCGGGAAGUGAAUCUUCCAUCGAUUUCAGCACACUACCGGCCACGCUCAGUAAGUAUCAGGAUCCACGUGAAGCAGAUGCGCUCACCAAAAUGCAGGAAGAUCUGGACGAGACGAAGAUCAUCCUCAGGAACACGAUAGAAGCCGUGCUGGAACGGGGCGAGAAGCUCGACGACUUGGUGUUCAAAUCCGAAGAGCUUUCGAUACAGAGCAAAGCAUUCUACAAAACGGCCAAGAAGACCAAUUCGUGUUGUAACUUCGGGUAAGUUCGAAUUUGGUAAAAGACACACGCAACCGUUCACAAACAAUUCAACAACCCACCAAAUUCGAAUGCAAGGAACAUGAUUUGUUGAAUGUUGUAUGCUCUUUUUUGGUAAAAGAAGAGUUUCUCAAGGUUGCACUCUGUAUUAUUCACUAGGCUAAAUUAAGCAAAACAUAUUUUACAAUUAGUUUUAUUCAACACGACGGACGCAAUCAUGCCACUUUAUUUUUGAGCUGUAAUGUGAAAUAUAUAAACCAAUGUUUUUUUUGUGAAAUGCUGAAACUAUGAAUUGUUUCUGAAAUACUCCAUUGGAUCGGUUAUUGAUGCAUGCCAAAAAUAUAUCCUUUUUAUUUAAAAUAUUUGGGUUGUGUUACAGAAAUAAACAAAAUCGGAGGAAAAGUGUUCGAUGGCUAUUUUAAUAGUUGUGAACACAUUAUGUGAUUGCAUGUUGCAUACGUAUAUAAUAUACACAUACAAUGCAUAACUACCAAUGCAAACGCGAAAUUAUUACCAUUCCGUCGGUCAUGACAGAAAAUGCUUGCAGUUUUUUGUUAGAUUUAGAUGCGUAUGCCCCAAGAGUUGGUUAUAACGUAACGCGAAGGAGGAGGCAUAUCGAGAGCGAACAAAUAGGAACCUCAAUCUUAACUGACACUAACGAUCACAUUGACUACACAUACUAUACAUUACAUCGUUGUUGUUCACAAAUAUGAGCAUUUUAAAACAUAAGGCAUAAGGCUCGAUGCUACCGUAGAGCAGUGCUGGCCGAUACAAUAAACUAAAAAUAAAUGCCUUCAGCCAAGAUCA